AUGUUUAUACUUAAUAUUGAUGAUUAUCAUAAUAUUCAUAGAAGAAAUCAACCAACUCUAUUAAAAACACAUGACAUUAAUCAUUUUGUAACAAUUUUAUUAAACUCAAAUCCUAAUACUCCUAAAAUACCUUAUUACUCAUUAAACAAUAUUCCAAUUUAUAAUCCUAAAGGUGUUGAUUUUAAAUUAAUUAUAGAUUAUAUUAAUGUUAACUUUAUGAGUAAAUUAGGAAAAAGUUAUUAUCAACAAAAUGAAAUGUGGAAGCAGCAUUUAUCUGAUGAUUCUUAUGAAAAUAAAUUGGAAUUUCUUACUGUUCAUAAUUAUGAUGGACGUGUUCAAAAUCAACAGGAAUUAAGAUCAAUGAAAAAUAGUAAGUUGGUAGAUUUUAUUUUACAUCCUUUGCACAAUACAAAAGAUUAUAUUGAAUCUGCAAAUAUUUUAUUUAAGGUAUUUGAAAAAAUAGAACAAAAAGAUUAUUUUAAUAACUUUGUAAUACCUACAAUUUGUGAUUGGCCUGGUCAAGUCAAUCUAAGAAGAGCUAUUACAUUAAAACUUAAUAAAAAAGAAAAUUCUGGAAUUUCAUCUCAAAUACUAAUUAACAAGAUUUUAGCACAAAAACCAAAGCCAAGACUUAUUAAUCUUAUAUUAAAUUUAACUUAUUAUGGAUGGAAAAAUAUUCGUAAUUUAAUUGUUAACCGUUUUAAAAAUAUAAAAGAUAUUGAAUAUUUAAUGAUGAUAGAUUUAUUAGACAAUUCUUUACCACUUACUUUAGACAUAUAUAUUAAACUUUUCAGAUGUGGAUUUUUUGAAGGAUAUUUAGAAAGUAUUGUAAAAAUUUGGAUUUUAUUUCAAAGAUUACAUAGAUAUAAUUAUAAUAAAGCACCACUUAUAUUUUUAAGUGAUGUGUUUUAUUGGACAUUAAAUAAUCAUCCAAUACUAGAUAUUUUAAAAGAUAAUUUACCAAUUUUUAAUGAUUAUUUUGUUGAAAAUUUUCAUAGUUCUCUUAGAUAUCAAACAGCUGAAUCAAAUACUGAUAAACAAAUUAUACAAAAAGCAAAAACCAUUGAUAUUGAAAGAAAUGAUAAUAGAUUUAAAACCACUUUUGUUAAUACAAGAAAUGUUAAUAUUUCAAAGGUUAAAUUAAUAUCUUUAGAGAAAAAGGUUUCAUUAUUCUUAUUAUCUCUUUUUGACAAAAUUUAUCAUAAUAUUGGAAAAUCAAAUAAUAGUAACAAUAAUAUAUUUGAACUUCCAAGUUUUAAUAAUAGAAAUAUAGAUGUUAUGCUUCUUCCUUUAGCUUGGAGUACUUCAAAUUUACCUGAUAUUGAUAAAUUUUGUGAUGCAGAAAAUUGUUUAUUAUCAAAUUCAUCAUCAAACAUUAUUUUAAUAUGUGGCCAUAGUUAUCAUAAAGAAUGUCUAAAUCUACUUAAUGAAAAAUGCAAAUAUUGUUUUAAUUAUUUAUCAGAAAGUAUUAAAACAAAUAUUACUACUUUGAAUAAAAGAUUAUCUAAACCAUUAAAAGAUAAUGAAAUACCUGAAUUUUUAGAAGAAAAGGGUUUAGAUGAAGAUUAUGAUGAUGAAAAUAUUGAUAGUCUUUUAGAACAAAAAGAAUAUAAUAUAAAUAAUCAAUAUGAAAUUCAAUACAAUAUAUGGCAAAACUAUAAUAAUAUGUAA
Messenger RNA from Rhizophagus irregularis DAOM 181602=DAOM 197198, 1671 nucleotides. RefSeq lists its product as uncharacterized. The record is from RefSeq and is a predicted model, not a curated record. NCBI's taxonomy places the organism in Eukaryota, Fungi, Glomeromycota, Glomeromycetes, Glomerales, Glomeraceae.